This is a messenger RNA of Eptesicus fuscus (big brown bat), 1758 nucleotides long. RefSeq names its product sushi repeat containing protein X-linked (gene SRPX). Lineage: Eukaryota; Metazoa; Chordata; Mammalia; Chiroptera; Vespertilionidae. The coding region runs from base 51 to 1418 and encodes 455 amino acids. The record is from RefSeq and is a predicted model, not a curated record. The transcript has 10 exons.
CGACAGGGAAGCGCGCGGCGCUGCGGAGCAGAGCUGAGGGCUGGAGCACCAUGAGGGGCCCCGAGCUGCUGCUGCUGCUGCUGCUGCUGUUUCCAAUCUUGCUUACCCUUGGCUUCCCAGGAUCUGGAGAUUCACCGCUAGAAGAUGAUGACGUGGGGUACUCACACCCUAGAUAUAAAGACGCCCCAUGGUGCUCCCCUGUCAAGGUGAAGUAUGGAGAUGUGUACUGCAGGGCCCCUCAAGGAGGAUACUACACAACAGCCUUGGGGACCCGGUGUGACAUUCGCUGCCAGAAGGGCUAUGAGCUGCAUGGCUCUUCCCCGCUGAUCUGCCAGUCGAACAAACGGUGGUCCCACAAGGUCAUCUGUAAGCAGAAGCGAUGUCCUACACUUGCCAUGCCAGUAAAUGGAGGGUUCAAGUGCGUAGAUGGCGCCUACUUUAACUCUCGGUGUGAGUACUAUUGUUCACCAGGAUACACAUUGAAAGGGGAGCGGACAGUCACGUGUAUGGACAACAAGGCCUGGAGUGGUCAACCAGCCUCUUGUGUAGAUAUGGAACCUCCUAGAAUCAAGUGCCCAAGCGUGAAGGAACGUAUGGCUGAACCCAAUAAGCUGACAGUCCGGGUGUCCUGGGAUACACCCGAAGGAAGAGACACAGCAGACGGCAUUCUAACUGAUGUUAUUCUCAAAGGCCUCCCCCCAGGAUCAAAUUUUCCAGAAGGAGACCAUAAGAUCCAGUAUACUGUUUAUGACCGAGCAGAGAACAAGGGCACUUGCAAAUUUCGAGUUAAAGUAAGAGUCAAACGCUGUGGAAAACUCAACGCUCCCGAGAAUGGUUACAUGAAGUGCUCCAGCGACGGGGAUAAUUAUGGAGCCACUUGUGAGUUCUCCUGCAUCGGUGGCUAUGAGCUCCAGGGUAGCCCUGCCCGAGUAUGUCAGUCUAACCUGGCUUGGUCUGGCACAGAGCCCACAUGUGCAGCUAUGAAUAUCAAUGUGGGUGUCAGAACAGCUGCGGCACUUCUGGAUCAGUUUUAUGAGAAAAGGAGAAUCCUCAUUGUGUCUACACCUACAGCCCGAAACCUGCUCUACAGGCUGCAGCUGGGAAUGCUACAGCAAGCACAGUGCAGCCUGGAUCUUCGACAUAUCACUGUGGUAGAGCUGGUGGGCGUGUUCCCGACCCUCAUUGGCAGGAUAGGAGUGAAAAUUAUGCCUCCAGCCCUAGCUCUGCAGCUCAGGCUGUUGCUGCGAAUCCCGCUCUACUCCUUCAGCAUGGUGCUGGUUGAUAAGCAUGGCAUGGACAAGGAGCGCUAUGUCUCCCUGGUGACCCCUGUGGCCCUCUUCAACCUGAUUGACACAUUCCCACUGAGGAAAGAGGAGAUGGCCCUGCAAGCGGAAAUGGGCCAGACGUGCAACACCUGAUGUGAUGGUUCCUCUCUGUGUAGUCCCUCUUCUUUUUCUACAUAGUGCUCAGCACCCAGAAAGUCCUUAAACAUAUCCUUGAUGUACAGAUUUUUAUUUGUAAUUUUUUAAAUUCUAUUUUAUUAUUACCUUUCUUUGCACUUAAAAAUUAGCACGAUGCUUUCUGUACUUUGAUAUUUUCCAAAAAAAGACAUGACUAUAUUUACUAUUUCUAACUUUCUUUGCUCCAUGAUGGGCUGGUUAAUUUUAUAAAGCACAACCAUGCACAUGCUUUUAAUAUGUUAUUCAAUGUGACAGGUAACUUUUCUUUCAUCAUUUUUUAUAUAAAAUUUUUACUAAU